AUGCCUAGAUUUGUUGACAUAGUACAUGAAGCCCCUCUGUCUGGUCAGCGCCAGUCUCGAAGUGUAGUUGGUGGCACUCUCUACUGUAUAUUAUUGGCAAGUUAUGCUGGUCUUGCGAUAGCAGCUCCAUGGAUAUUUGUCCUUAUACCAGACAUCAUCCUUCCGUUGCUAUGCAGCUGCAAUGUUCUCCUUCUAAUUGUUACAGGCAUAUUCCAGCAGUAUUGGGUUCAUCAGGUCAAAAAGGUGCGAUUACAGGGAUAUUAUGAUUUAAGUCAGAAACUGAAGCAUAUUGCUAGUAUUCCAUUUGCCACUAUUGCAUGUGGUACUGCCGUGAUGCUCUUAAUUUUAGUUUGGCAGCCUGAAUUAAAAAUAUUAUCAAUUUCAGUUUUGCUCAGGAUUGCUCUGGUCAUUGAAGUGAUAUGCGCUGGAUGCUUCAUGAGCCUAUACAUAGGGCACAUCCAUAAAUACAACUCUCUGAAUGAGCAGCCUGAUAUUCUACAACCACUUUAUUCUGCACUGCGACCAUCUAGUUCAUUUGAAGAGCCGAGGUACUAUGAUACUCGCCUUUCUGACCAACAAAUGGCAUUGCUCCAGUACCAGAGGGACAAUAUUCACUACCUGAGUGAAGAGGUUCUUAGGUUGCAAGAAUGCUUAAGCAAGUACCAUAGAAGUGUUUCUGCAAGCACUCCUCAGGUUGAUCUUGCUCACCUAUUAGCGUCUCGUGAUCAAGAACUUCGAGCAUUGUCUGCAGAGAUGAAUCAAGUGCAUUCAGAGCUUCAUAUUGCUCGUGGUUUAAUUGCUGAGAAGGACUCGGAGAUCCAGCAUAUCCGUUCGAACAACAAUCAAUAUGUUGAAGAAAACGAGAGGCUGAGAGCAAUUCUUGGUGAAUGGAGUGCUCGAGCAGCAAAGCUGGAGCGAGCUCUUGAGGCCGAGAGGGUGUCGAACAUCGAACUGCAGAAGAAGCGCGCAAAACAGAGGCCAACCAACCAAGGAGAAAAGACCUGAUCAUAUUCCUCAGUUUGCUCUCUAACAAACAAAACCUUAUGAUGCUGUAACUAUGAUUGGCAGAAGACGCAAUUAGGUGAACUUUGCCGCGACGUGUGUGUAGGGCUGGAGUUCUCAGAUAUGAGAGAUCAGUAACGGUUGUACAUUAAUGUCAGAGACAACAUAAGGAACAGCUAUACUUGUGAAUGUUUGUGGAGAUUAAGGGGAAGGGUAGAACUUGACUGAUGCAAAAGACUGAGAAGUGUAGGAAGUUGCUGGUUUGAUGGAAUAUACGAUCUGUUUGUUUGCUGUUGCCUAUGGGAACCUAUGUAAACAUCUA
This is a messenger RNA of Lolium rigidum, 1324 nucleotides long. Its product is annotated as protein FIP1-like. NCBI's taxonomy places the organism in Eukaryota, Viridiplantae, Streptophyta, Magnoliopsida, Poales, Poaceae. The transcript has 14 exons. Gene Ontology annotation, cellular component: late endosome; lysosomal membrane. The coding region runs from base 1 to 1005 and encodes 334 amino acids. The record is from RefSeq and is a predicted model, not a curated record.